AUGCCAUUCAUAACCAUAAACGGAAAAUCCAUCUUCUACACCAUAACACCGCAGACCGGAAACCUGACCACUCCCGUCACCACACUUUUUAUCCACGGUCUUGGUUCCUCUUCUAGUUUCUACCACACCAUCACUCCGGAACUUUCUACUCUGUCAACAUGCAUUGCAAUUGACACGUCUGGAUCAGGACUUUCGAGUCUAGGUGGUUCACCACAAACAGUAGGAUCGAUAGCAGAUGAUGCAGCUGCGCUUCUCGAUUCCCUCUCCGGUACGACGGUUAAUGAAAAGGUUUGGGUGGUGGGUCAUUCGAUGGGUGGGAUGAUUGCGUGUGAAUUUGCUAUCCGGUACCCGCGGGCUGUGAAGGGAUUGAUUUUAUUGGGCCCGAUUGAUCCCAGCCCGGCUCUCAGUGAGAUUUUCGUGAAGAGGAUCGCGACUGUUGAGACGGAUGGACUUGAACCUCUCGCGGAUUCUAUACCGAAAGCCGCUACGGGUUCCAAAGCAUCACAUACCCAACGUGCUUUCAUUCGGAGUUUGAUACUCGGCACGAGCAGUGCUGGUUACUUAUCUUUAUGUCAGGUUAUAGCGUUGGCUAAGAAGUCUGAUUAUGCCAAAAUUCAAGUACCGGUUAUGAUUCUGGCCGGCAGUGAAGAUAAGACAGCUUCUUACGAAGGCUGUGUAAAAAUUCAUGCUAAUAUUGGUGUGUCCGCAGAGAAGAAGUGUAUUCACAUCCUUCCCGCGGUGGGUCAUUGGCAUGCGAUUGAAGCGCCAGAGGCUGUGGCGAGGGAAAUCAUGAAUUUCUUUGAUAAGAUAGAUGAUAUGGAGCGUGAUGAGACGAGUUAG
Molecule: messenger RNA, 840 nt
Organism: Sclerotinia sclerotiorum 1980 UF-70
Lineage: Eukaryota; Fungi; Ascomycota; Leotiomycetes; Helotiales; Sclerotiniaceae
Exons: 2
Coding region: 1-840 (279 amino acids)
Source: RefSeq, a predicted model, not a curated record